Molecule: messenger RNA, 1363 nt
Organism: Ilex paraguariensis (yerba mate)
Lineage: Eukaryota; Viridiplantae; Streptophyta; Magnoliopsida; Aquifoliales; Aquifoliaceae
Source: the annotation of a GenBank genome assembly
CAGAUUUAAAGUUUCGGAGAGAGAGAGAGGGAGAGAGCACAUAGCUUCAUUGAUAUGGCCACGGAUUUCAAGUCCAUCCCUCUAAUAGAUGUCAGUCCUCUUUUGGCCAAGUGGGAUGAUCCAAAUAUGGCUAAAGACGAAGGCGUGGCCGAGGUUGUUAGACAGUUAGAUCAGGCUUGUAGAGAAGCUGGCUUCUUUUAUGUGAAGGGCCAUGGAAUACCUGAUUCCCUAAUUAAAGAGGUUAGAGAUAUGACACACAGAUUUUUCAAUCUACCUUAUGAGGAAAAACUCAAGAUCAAAAUGUCUGCAGCAACUGGAUACAGAGGGUAUCAGCAUGUUGGUGAAAAUAUAACGAAAGGUGUACCUGAUAUGCAUGAAGCUAUCGAUUGUUAUAGAGAAUUGAAGCGAGGCAUGUAUGGAGGUCUUGGCGACCCUAUGGAAGGAUCUAAUGAAUGGCCAAUGAAUCCUCCUAAUUUCAAACAAAUGAUGGAGGAGUAUAUGAGCCUUUGCACAGAUCUGUCAAGAAAAAUAUUGCGGGGAAUUGCACUAGCAUUGGGUGGAUCAGCAGAUGAAUUGGAAGGCAAACGAGCUGGAGAUCCAUUUUGGGUGUGUCGUUUAAUUGGUUAUCCUGUUUUAUCCUCUGCAAAUGGUGGGGACAUGAAUGACAUUGGAUGUGGUGCUCACACCGACUAUGGUCUGUUAACAUUGGUUAAUCAGGAAGAUGAUAUAACUGCACUUCAGGUGAGAAAUCUUUCUGGUGAGUGGAUAUCAGCAGUUCCCAUUCCUGGCACAUUUGUUUGCAACAUAGGUGACAUGUUAAAGAUAUUAUCAAAUGGCCUCUAUGAAUCAACUUUGCAUCAAGUCGUCAACAACUCUCCAAAGUAUCGCGUCUGUGUGGCGUAUUUUUACGAGCCAAAUUUUGACGCUGCAAUAGAGCCCCUCGACGUAUGCAUACAGAGGACUGGUGGAACCAAAAAGUUUGAGGGUGCCGUUUAUGGAAAGCAUCUAGUUGGUAAAGUCCUGACCAAUUUUGUGAUGUGAAAAAUCAAAAUGUAGAUGUUUUGACCUUUUCAUUCUGUUGCAUAAGUAGGUAAAUCAUCUCAAGUUCUGUAGAUUAGACUCACCAAGGCACCUACUAGUGUUCUUAUUUGAUGGAUUAUGCCUCUGGCCAAUCAUUUGUUGUAUUUGGUGUCAGAUGCAUCACUGUGAACUUGUUGAGCAAUGUGAUGUAACACACCUUCUGAAUGGGAGUGUUGUAAGAGAUGAUUUUGGCAAACUUUUCCUUUCUGAAAGAUCGUCUCAAUGACCUGGAAUUAAAAUCUGAGGCACAUACAGUGAUGACGCUCAGCCAAUUCAGAUUAAG